This is a messenger RNA of Symbiodinium sp. CCMP2456, 3888 nucleotides long. Lineage: Eukaryota; Dinophyceae; Suessiales; Symbiodiniaceae. The record is from the annotation of a GenBank genome assembly.
AUGGCACAAGAGCUUUCCUUCCAGCUCGAGUCGCCUCGGACAGACUACCAUCGAAGCUUUGACGAUAGCUUUCACCUCCCAAGCGCUAUGAUGUUCUGGACGAAGCCGCUUGUGGUCUCCGACGUUGUCCGCAGUUUGCUUCCUUGGUUUAUCGCCUUACUCCUGGGUGUGCUCACCGCCAUCACAGGAAGCGCCAUUGCGAUUUUCUCUGAUUUUCUGGGCGACGCGCGCUUUGGAUUUUGCCGUGGCCUCCUCCUCGCGGACCGCAACCGCUGUUGCGGCGGGUCUGAGAAUGUGGACUAUGUGCUUGAGAAGUGCAAGAGACCGGCGAUCGGCGACGACGGGGUGGUGUGGGUACCUUGGGCACAUUUCUUCGAGUUCAGUGGGACCGCUGGCGCAAUCCUCUCCUUGUUCUUGUACGUCUCCGCCUCGCUGGUCUUCACUGGUUUAGCUGCAUACCUGGUCUACGAGUACGCACCGACGGCUAGAGGCAGUGGCAUCCCCGAAGUGAAGGCAGCAGUGUCAGGCUACGAUCUACCCUUGAGCUUCACGGGCGCCUGCUUGGUCAUCAAAGCCCUAGGCCUCAGCCUCGUCGUUGGGGCUGGCCUCUCCCUUGGAAAGGAGGGCCCCCUAAUCCAUAUCGGGGUCUGCCUCGCCUCGACCUUGCAGCGCGCCUGCGGAGCCCUAGGCCUCCGAAGAGCCGGGAUGCCCUUUCACGAGAUGGCCUGCAUCGGUGCCGCGGCCGGCGUGUCCACAGCCUUCGGAGCACCCUUAGGAGGCGUCUUGUUCGCGGUGGAGGAGUUGGGAUCUGUAAGGUCUUUGAGUCAGAGGACCCUCCUCCUGUCCUUCUUGGCGGCUUUUGCUGCCAGCUUUACCCUGAAGUCUCUGAACUUGACGGGUGCCAAUCGACUUACCUUGUUCGCCUUAUCCCUUCCCACGCACACGGCAAGGAAGGAGUGGAUCUCCUGGGAGAUGUGUGCUUUCUUCUUGAUCGGAGUCACCGGGGGCAUUGGCGGGGGCCUCUUUGUGAUGAUGAACUUGUGGUGUACCUCACAGCGGCGCCAGGCGCUGAAGGAGGGCCGCCUUUGGUUCCUACCAAUGCUUCCCUGCAAGCAGCGGGGUACCCUGAAUGUGUUGGAGUGCGUUAUCAUUGCCUUGGUGACGGCGACUCUGAGCUAUCCCUUCACCCAGCUAUUGCGGUCCCUGUCAACGGAGGCUAUCCAUGCGAUGUUCGAAACGUGCCCCAAUGCGCGUCCAAGCCACUUCGGCUUAUGCGAUCCGGACGACGAUGCAGUGGCGAACAUCAGCCUUCAUGCGAACAUGUGGCUGCUCAUCGCAGCAGUGGUGCGGCUCUUCCAGACAACCUAUACCUUCGGAGCUGCCAUACCAUCGGGCCUCUUCAUACCCUCGUUGUAUGUCGGAGCUGCCUUAGGCCGCUUGAUAGGAAAUCUCAUCUUUCGCUUGGCGGCUGCCGUGUCCGAGUUCCCGGUGCAUAUCGAGCCUGCCGUCUUCGCCAUGGUAGGUGCCAUAAGCAUGUUGUCGGGCUUCUGCCGCAUGACCGUGUCGCUCGUGGUGAUCAUGUUCGAACUCACAGGAGAGCUGAACUACAUCGUGCCCUUCAUGUGUGCCGUCCUCACGGCAAAACUUGUUGGCGACAUGAUGACGCCUUCAAUCUACGACGCCCAUGCAUCGCUGAACGGCUACGCGCCGGUCGAGGGGCAGGCUGACAUUCGCUUUGACACGGUCUUAGCCGAUAUCACCAAGCCAGGCGUGCACACCGGCUCGGUGAAAGCCGGCAUCGAGGCACUCGGCGUUCCCGAGAGCUGCGUGGCAGUGCUUACCCCGCAGGCGCCUCUGCUGACGGCAUACUGUGCUUUCCAGCACAAGCCGGAGCUUCAGUUCUGCGUUUGCACCGAGAGUCGGCGCUUGGGAAAGAUUAGCGUGAUCUCACGUGCUGACUUCGAAGCCGCCCUUGGGGAACAUGGUUUCCCGCUUUCACGGCCUACGGCCGAGGACUACCAAGUCCACCGCGACUUUGACACGGAUGCGACAUCAGGUUGCAGCUGGCCUGGGAUGAUGAGGAUUAGGAUCGUGCUUUCCGUGCUGCAUUUCCGCGACAUUCGGAUCCCUGGACCUCUUGUGGCCGUUAUGAGAGUCUGGGCGGCUCUGGUCUCGCCGCUCCCCUUCCGCCGCCCGGGCGAGGACACCGGGAUCGGUGGUUGGGGCGUCCGCGGUCACGGAUCCGGUGGAACUUCAGCGCCUGGAACCAUGGCUGUCUACCUGGUACAGAGUAUCGGGCUAUCUGUCCCUCUUUUCUGGCGUGCCGGCCGCGCCGAGUAUUCCUUGGCGCUGCCGAGGGACAGUCAGCUCGUGGCUCUCCGGGUGGACCUGACGCCGCCUUCCUCUUCCGAGGGAGCCGCCCUUUUGGCUGCGGCCCCACCUCUCGCUGUUCGCGUUCCUUCCAGGGGGCUGCGAUUUCCUCUGAGUCCAGGCGUGACUUCUGCCUACGUUUCUGCUGACAUCGGCGAGCCGUUGGACAUGAGGAUUGAGCUGCUGGGAAGCGAGUAUGGGCUUCGGGUGCUGCGCUCGAAGAUUACUUCCUCGGGUCAGGGCUUGUCGCCGGACCCGGCGCGUCUCUAUCCGCCCCAAGGUACUCUGGCGGGCUUGAACCUGUGGGACAGCAUGGGGCUGGCUGCCAACAUGGCAUGGUUCGCGCCCAGAGUGUCGCUGUACUUUGCGUCCAUCCGGGAGAAUGCGCACGGGGUGAGGUUGGCGGCCACUCCGAACGAUCCGGAUGCCGAGCUGGAAUGGCGGAUGAACGGCGGCAAGUGGGACUUUUUGGUUUCAGGCCUCACCUCCUCGCCGGCUGAGGUUGCCACUUCCGGCUGGACUUUGCUGGAGGUCCGUGUCUCCUCAUCCUCCCUCCCGGAAUCGUUGUCGCCCUUGGUCUACCAGGUGGUCUUGGCACGUGGAGCCCGUGUGUGCCAUCCCAGCUGCGCGUACUGCACCGGGCCGUCCGCGACGGAAUGCGAGUCCUGCGUGCCGCCACUGAUCCUUGCAGACGGCAAGUGCCUCUACACCGCAUGCCCGUCUUCAACGCAGUACUUCAACACCAGCACGGAGCGCUGCGAACCCUGUGAUUCGAGUUGCCUGGAAUGUGCAGAUGGAUCUCCUUGGGGAUGCAUCUCCUGUCCGCCCUCGCGAUACCUCCGGCCCAGCUCGGAGAUUGCCAUCGUGGGUUCCUGCGACCCGUCUUGCCUCUACGGGUUUUUCGUGCAGCCCACCAGCCAGCGUUGCCAGAUUGCUCCCGCCGGCACGGAAGUGGAAAGAUUUUAUUUGAGACUCACCCUCCGGAUCUCCGUGGAAGACUUCAUGGACAGCUCAGACACGUUGAAGGAGGUACUGUUCAAGUCCGCGGAGACGCUGGCAGUGUCGCCGCAGGACGUCCGAUUCCACAAGUGGGAGUCUGCGAAGGGGGGCCUCGGCGUGUUCUUUUUUCUCGAGGUGGAGAACCCUUUCGUACAGCACGACGAGCCAGAAGAGUGGUUUAGCAUCGAUGACUGGUUUGCUUCGCUUCCUGUUCCUGUGGACGAGAUUCGAAUCAUGACGCAGUCCCAGCUUUACCCUCCCGGUCCACAGCCGGCGCCGACCCCUUUCCUGGACCCUUGGCUGUUGGGUGCCAUCGGUGCUGCUUCGGCUUCCUUACUGCUCUUGUACCCGCUGUACACCUUCUACUUUGUGAGGAAGUACAAGGGGCAAAUGCCCUACUAUCCUGGAGACGGGCAAGAGCAGUUCGUGGAUUAUGUCCUGGAGAAGACCGAUCCGGCUGUCAUGUCUGCCAUGGUAAAUACGGCCGGGAAUCUGAAGGCUGCUGCGACAGAAGAAUGA